AUUGAAUAUAAUGUUUGUAUCAUACUUGUAUUCUGUAAACGAUAAAAAAAUCCGUUCAUUCGUAAGCCACGCCUCGAGGGUCUUUUGAUCAACAGAAGCUUCUGCCAUUCCAACAUACUCAUUCAGCAUCCCGCAACGCACCACCAUGGACGAACACGCUCCAAUCGUAUACGACCUAACUCAGUACAAGGAGGAGACCAAGCAUUGGGGCACGGAUCCUUCCGCAUAUCUGCUGCGCUACUACACUAAAUAUUACUUCUUGGCAACAAGCGGCAAAGAGCUGAAGCACCUCAUCACCAGCAAUAUCAUCGACUUUGAGACAGGACUCCAAGUCCUUCGCGGCGACCAGUUCGUCUAUCAAUCUCCCAACAAACUCUGUAUAACUGGUCUGGCGCCCACACAUCCACUCAUCGCCGAAAGGAGCCGUUAUCAGGUCUUGAGCAUUCGUUUUGAUCCAAAAAUUCUGACCUGUCUCCCACAGCCAACCUCCGUCCCGGCUAACUCGAAAAAGCAGCCACCUCCGCCUUGCCAUUCCGAGACCGUAAUCUGCAAGAUUGAGGCGCGAGAUCUGUUGGCAUUGGUUCAACAGAGCCAGGGGGACGCAUUUGCUAAGGCAGAAUCAAACUCAGGGUCGGUGCCAGCAUCAGCGGCAGCAGCGCUAAAUGUAUUAGAGGGACCAGUGACCGGAUCGGCAGGCAUUGAAGCGUCUAAAACGUCGUCGACAUUAGAACUAGAAACAAUGACACCGGAGAGCCAAGGACAGACUACGAAACCAAAAGAGUCAGUUGAUUCGUCGAGGGUGCUGUUCGUGGUCCGGGGAGCUAUCAGUGGACAUGUCAUUGAGCUGAACGAAAGAUUGCUUCGGCGCGAUGCUCCUGAAAUCACAGAUCCGGUCGUCAUCCAAACCAUAUUAGACAAGGCUUCGACGCAUGGGUUCAUCGCGGUAAUAAGACCCAAAGUUGACAAAUCUGAGAUUGCGCUAAAGGAUCUGUGCACGAUGGAGGAUUACGACCGACUUAGACAGCACGGUGAUAUAAAAGUACAAUGAGGCCUUUUUUAAAUGUAAAUUCUU
Molecule: messenger RNA, 1072 nt
Organism: Gamsiella multidivaricata
Lineage: Eukaryota; Fungi; Mortierellomycota; Mortierellomycetes; Mortierellales; Mortierellaceae
Exons: 3
Coding region: 146-1048 (300 amino acids)
Cellular component (GO): nucleus
Source: RefSeq, a predicted model, not a curated record